UGCACCCGAAACACCGAAGCUCCGUGCUGCACCGUGCUUGGUCGGCGAUGCCGCAGCCUGCGGAGCGCUGGGCAGCGGACCUUUGCGGUGGCCGACUCCAGACCUUCUGCUGGGAAACGCCCGAGACGGGCGAGCGCCUGGUCCGCGUCUGGACGCCGCCCGGGUGGACGAGGGGCGCCAUGCCGUUGGCGUUGUGGCUCAACGACGGCCAGAACCUCUUCCGAGACGAGGACGCCUUUGGUGGCGCCUCUUGGGGUGCCGCCGGCACCGUGGCGCAUUUGAUCGCCGCGCAGCGCAUCCCGCCGAUCCUCCUGCUGGGCAUCGAUCAUCGGGGUCCCAUGAGGACCUUCGACUACUUGUCGGUGCCGCCCACGGGCUGGGACGCGCCCUGGGGCCAGGGCAUGCGCGGAGACAUGUGGGAUGCCCCCGGCGGAGGUGUGGAGACCUACAUGGAGCGGGUGAUCUCAGAGCUGUUGCCCUGGGCGGAGCAACUCUUCGGUGUUGCGCCCGAAGCCUCCCAGAGAUACUUUGGUGGCUCCUCCUUUGGCGGCAUUUGUGCCUUGUACAUGGCCAUGCGAUACCCAGACCAUUGGGCCGGCGUUUUGGUGGAGUCGCCCUCCUUCUGGGCGGGCAAUGGCCGCUACAUGGCCGACGUGGCUCAGAACGAGAAGGGUUGGCCCAAGCGGAUGUACCUGGCGAUGGGGGAGUUUGAAUACACCGGCUUCCGCGGCACCGAGAGGCCGGGCAGUUUGCAAUGCGACGCCUUCUUGCGGGAGGCGUUGGUCGAGUGCGCAGGUCACUUGAGGAAGGCUACAGCGCUCCUCUCCUACCUUGAGCCUGGCGGGCGGCACAACGAGCGAGACUGGGGCCGGCGGCUGCCGAUGGCGCUGCGUUGGUUACUCUCGGGCGAAGAAGGGCGAGGCGAAGCCUUCUGGACCAGGCCCUCGCCACUGCUGCCGGGCAGUUGUUUUGAGCUGCUGGCGCGCAAGGACCAGGUGAGGCUGCCAGACUCUGGGCGCUUCCAGGUGCACCUGGGCUUCGACCAGUGGUCCUCGGGCGUGCGACGCUGCGACCUGCUGCCGAGUGGUUUGGGGCCCACGGAGGGCUCCGAGGCCGUGCUGGCCGCCUUGGCUUAUGCUCCAAGCUCCAGCAGUUCCCUUCACUUCGCCUUCACCAAUGGCGUGGACUGGGACAACAACCAAGAGAAGAACUACGAGCUCCCAGUUGGCCGAUGACCUUCCGUUUGAAGGCUAGUCCGAGGGGAGCUCUUGAUGUGAGCAUCGCUUGCCGUGCAAAAGCAGCGAAUGCCGCGCGCCUCUCACUCCGUGACAUCGCGGUUUUUGGUCGCGCAUCGCUUGGAACUGCCACUUGAGACCACGCGUUUCGCUUGGGAGAAGGACACGUGCAGCCGAUGUUCACCGAGCGGACAUCGGACCCCUCGACUAUGUCCGGGCGGCCGGGACCUUGCUUGACCGAUCUGGACCUGUCUGGACCGGGCUCCAGGUGAAGAUUGACCCAUUCAAGUUACCUCACUAGCAUGGAAGGUUUUUCACUUCCAUGUUAGUGAGUCGGAGUGUACUAUGG
This is a messenger RNA of Durusdinium trenchii, 1584 nucleotides long. The record is from the annotation of a GenBank genome assembly. Lineage: Eukaryota; Dinophyceae; Suessiales; Symbiodiniaceae.